AUUCUGUCUGUAUUCACUUGUAGGUAAUGAUUCAGGAUCUGUACUGAAACAGUUUACUACAUAUAGUAAGGGUAUUUUUAGUUCUCUGAACACUGGGGCUGCAAGGCAGAAUUCCUUUUGAAAUAAUCAUCUCUGAAUAGAAGAUGAAAAUGUGGUUCUUAAUCAGUCAUCUUGUUACAGUAUGUUUCAUCUUCUGCCUGGCAGAGGAUGGAAAAGGAUAUGGCCCAGUUUUUGAGGAGCAACCCAUUUAUACCAUCUACCCUGAGGAAUCUACAGAUGGACAAGUUUCAAUGAACUGCAGAGCUCGAGCAAUCCCUUUUCCAACUUACAAGUGGAAACUAAAUGACUGGGAUAUUGAUUUAACAAAGGAUCGCUACAGUAUCGUGGGAGGUAGACUUCUUAUCAAUAACCCAGAGAAAUCAAAGGAUGCUGGGAAAUAUGUUUGCAUAGCAUCGAAUAUCUUUGGAACUGUCCGAAGCGCUGAAGCUACUCUAAGUUUUGGAUAUCUUGAUACGUUUCCACCCGAGGAACGCUAUGAGGUGAAAGUACGGGAGGGUAUUGGAGCAGUGCUUCUUUGCCAGCCUCCUUACCAUUACCCAGAUGAUCUCAGUUAUCGCUGGCUUCUAAAUGAGUUCCCAGUAUUCAUUACUUUGGACAAACGGCGAUUUGUGUCACAGACAAAUGGCAAUCUCUACAUUGCAAAUGUAGAAGCAUCAGAUAGAGGCAAUUAUUCAUGUUUUGUGUCCAGUCCUUCAAUCACAAAGAGUGUAUUCAGCAAAUUCAUUCCACUUAUUCCUCAGGUGGUAGACCGAUCUAAAGUAUAUCCAGCUGAUAUCAAGGUUAAGUUCAAGGAUACGUAUGCACUUCUGGGGCAAAAUGUGACACUGGAAUGUUUUGCACUUGGGAACCCUGUUCCUGAGAUUAGAUGGAAUAAGCCUCUUGAACCCAUGCCAGCAACUGCUGAGAUAAGCAUGUCUGGUGCAGUACUCAAGAUCUUAAAUAUUCAGUUUGAAGAUGAAGGAGUUUAUGAAUGUGAAGCUGAAAACUAUAAAGGAAAAGAUAAACAUCAGGCAACAGUUUAUGUUCAAGCAUAUCCAGAAUGGGUAGAACAUAUCAAUGACACAGAGAGAGACAUAGGCAGUGACCUAGACUGGCCUUGUGUAGCCACAGGCAAGCCAACUCCAGCAAUCAGGUGGUUGAAAAAUGGAGUAUCGUUCCGGAGAGGUGAAUUAAGAAUACAAAGCCUGACUGUCGAGGAUGCCGGCAUGUAUCAGUGUAUAGCAGAAAAUAAACAUGGAAUUAUAUACGCAAAUGCUGAGCUGAAGGUUGUGGCUUCACCUCCUAAUUUUGAACUGAACCCAAUGAAGAAGAAGUUCUUGGCUGCUAAAGGAGGCCGUGUAAUAAUUGAAUGCAAGCCUAAAGCUGCUCCUAAAGCAAAAUUCUCAUGGAGCAAAGGAACAGAACUGCUCGUAAAUGGGAGCAGGAUAUCUAUUUGGGAUGAUGGUAGCCUGGAAAUUGUUAAUAUCACAAAGCUGGAUCAAGGCAGCUACACGUGUUUUGCAGAAAAUAACCGAGGAAAAGCUAACAGUACUGGUACUCUGGAAAUCACAGAAGCUACAAAGAUUACCUUAGCACCAACUAAUGUUGAUGUCACAGUUGGAGAGAAUGCCACCAUGCAGUGUAUUGCAUCCUAUGAUACCACGUUGGAUCUGACAUUUAUUUGGUCUCUAAAUGGCUACAUGAUAGAUUUUGAAAAAGAGCAUGAUCAUUACGAAAGGCGUGUUAUGAUAAAGAACAAUGGUGAAAUGCUUAUUAAAAAUGUACAGCUGCAGCAUGCUGGAAGAUACACGUGCACAGCACAGACAAUUGUUGACAACUCCUCAGCUUCAGCUGACCUUGUUGUAAGAGGUCCUCCAGGUCCCCCUGGGGGUUUGAGAAUAGAAGAUAUUAAAGAUACUUCUGUAACACUUACUUGGAGUCGUGGGACAGACAAUCAUAGCCCUAUUUCAAAGUACACUAUCCAGUCAAAGACUUUUCUUUCUGAGGAGUGGAAAGAUGCCAAAACAGAUCCCCCAAACAUUGAAGGAAAUAUGGAGACUGCAAAGGUGAUUGAUUUAAUCCCAUGGAUGGAGUAUGAAUUCCGGAUUACAGCAAUGAAUACUUUGGGGACAGGAGAACCUAGUAUGCCAUCACAAAGAAUUAGAACAGAAGGAGCUGCUCCUAAUGUGGCUCCUUCUGAUGUUGGAGGAGGGGGUGGAAGUAACCGAGAGCUGACAAUAACAUGGAUGCCUUUGUCAAGAGAGUACCACUUUGGCAAGAAUUUUGGUUACAUAGUAGCCUUUAAACCAUUUGGUGAAAAGGAAUGGAGAAGAGUUACAGUUACCAAUCCUGAUAUUGGCCGAUAUGUGCACAAAGAUGAUUCUCUGCCCCCCUCAACAAAGUUUCAAGUAAAAGUGAAAGCAUUUAACAACAAAGGGGAUGGACCAUUCAGCCUUGUUGCCAUCAUUUAUUCAGCACAAGAUGCUCCUAGUGAAAAGCCUAGAAAUGUGAAUGUAAAAAUCUUAUCAUCUUCUGAAAUCUCCGUUUCCUGGGAGCAUGUUUUUGAGCAAUCUGUUGAAGGAUAUCAGAUUCGUUACUGGACUGUUCAUGAUAAAGAAGCAGCUGCGCAGCGGGUGCUAGUGAGCAAUCAGGACUACUCAACCAAACUGGAAAAUUUGAAACCUAGUACCCGGUACCACGUAGAUGUUUCCGCCUACAAUAGUGCAGGGUAUGGACCACCCAGUGCUGCUGUUGAUAUCAUUACAAGAAAAGCACCUCCAAGCCAACGUCCCAGAAUUAUCAGUACAGUCAGGUCUGGUUCAAGGUACAUCAUCACCUGGGACCAUGUGACGCCAAUGUCAAAUGAAUCUGCUGUUCAAGGAUACAAAGUGCUGUAUAGACCAGAUGGCCAACAUGAGGGCACAUUGUAUUCAACUGGCACUCAUUCAAUAGAGUUGCCAGUCCCCAGAGAUGGUGAAUAUAUUGUUGAGGUUCGAGCGCACAGUGAAGGAGGAGAUGGAGAAGUAGCUCAAAUAAAAAUUUCAGGUGCUGCUGGAGUAUCACCUGGUCUUCUUGGCUUAUUGCUGCCUGCCAUUGGUGUCCUUGCCUACUUAGAAUUCUGAAUGUCUCUGGAUUUAUCUUGUCCUCAGCCCAGUGUAAAGGACACCCUUCAAACCUGUGAGGACUACUAUUCUUUUUGACUCCUGGCACCAUCUUAAGCCAAAUAAAUUACACUUUAAAAAAUUACCCUACUGAUUUACUAUGAACUUUAAGAGGAUUGAGGCAUCUAGGAACUCCUCCAUCAAGCGAAUCUACUUUUGAAAGGAUAAGAAAUGAUUUUUAACUUGUUCCGAUAUGCCUUAUAAAACACUUAUGCUGAUUUGUGACAGUUGCAUGAUUUGGUCCAAUGGGGCAAGUUACAGUGUUAAAAUCCAAUAACAUAGGCUGUACAGUGAAAGUAAAAUCACCAUACAUAGGUGCUUUAACUUGAAUAACAAAUUGUGAAAUAUAAUAGAGAUUGAAAUGUUGAUUGUGUGUGGUAAAUGUAAGAGUAAUUACGUCUGUCUGUACUAUCCUAUAUGUUUUGUGUACUGCAUAUUUUUGAAUGGCCCUACUAUCAUUUAUGAGAUUUCAGGUUUUUAGGGAUACAGUCAAAGCAAAGACAUUGAAUUCAUUUUUAGAGCUUUUUUUCUUGAAGCAAUUGAAUAUACUUUGGGAGCAUUUGAGCAUACUGGGUUCCAUUACAAGGAAUUUUUAUUUUAGAUGCAUUUGGGAGUUUAAUUUUGAAUAUUAACAGCAAAAUUGAAUUAUAAGGAUUUUCCAGUCCUUUACUUCCUAUAACACAACAUUUAAAAAAAAUGCUCCUCAAACAAAUUGUGAUUUUCUUAAUUAGUAAUAGAUUAUUUCAAUUUUAUCAUGCAAAGAACAUCAGUGGCAGCAUAUACAGCUUGAUACCAUUUCUUUUACUCUGUUCAGGAAUUAUUGUUUAAAUAAUUCAGUCAUCGCUGAUUUUAAGUGUGAAAUUCUGGCUUUUAUACAAGCAGCAUAAUUGCCCCUCCUCGCUCAAGAUAUUGGAACAGCAUGUUAAAAGUUUGAAAAUGGAGGCCAGUAUAGGAUCAGCCACUGGAACAUCAAACAAUAGAAUGUUUAAGUUGUGUUUUAAAACAUUUAUAAUAAUAAGCUAAAACAUAUACAGUAAAAUGGCAAAAAGAAAGUAGCACGGUAACAAAAAAUUAUUCUGAUUACUUUUUUAUGCUGCAGAUUCAAGUUUUUAUUUUUCUUUAGUGAAGCCCUGCAGUUGGAAGAAUAUGCUUUUUUUUUUUCAAUAGCUCGAUAUUAUUCUACUAUUCCUAGUGCUGUAAAUAAGAGUUUAAAAGUUCUUAGACUAUUUCCCUGUGUGAUAUAAUGCUGAAAGUUAUGAAGAUGUUAAAUGAAAGGCAGAUCCCAGCUGGUCUGAUUCUAAAUGUCAACUAUGGCUUUUGCAAAAAUGGAAGUCUAAUAGGAGAUAGAGAAUGUUUUUGCUCUGACUGUGUCUACACUGUUUCAGUGGUUUUUUUAAAGUUGUUAAAGAAGUGCAUAUUUCUUUCUUUUUCCAUGGUGUGCUGAGAACUUAGUCUGAGUGUGAAUGUUGAAGAAAAACGGUGAUAUUGAAUCAGCUGGCUCAAGUAAUAGUGCAAUGUCUGAUGCUUCAAGAAUUAUAAGCUUUGAAUCAUAUUUUAUUAGCACAACCUUGCUAGCUAUUUAGAGAUAGAGUUUAUCUUUUUAGAACGGAUACUGUAGAGGUCCAUAAUAAUACUAUUUACAUGAAGCAAGAAUAGGCCUAUUAAUACUUUACACCCCUUUCUUUAAUUUGUAUGAUUUUGUACUAUAUAUUUACCUGUAAAAGUUUAGAGUCUUCAUUAAGAAAUAUCAAUAAUACUGUUCUAGUUUAAUUCUUUGUUCCAAGAUGAAACUUUUUUAAAUAGGUGAAAGUGAUAACUUCCCUAUAGAGGAAUGUCAAAAGUUAUAAGAGCUCUCCUGAAUUUCAUAAACUGUAUAGUUAUUUGAAAGAAAAAUGAGCUGUUUUCAUGCGUAACAGAAACUAAUACUCUGUAAGCCUUCUGUACAAAAGAUUGUUUUAUUUUGUUUUGUUUUUUAUGCAGUAUGACUCAUUUUUAUAUAAUGUACAACCACAACUAAAUCUUUUGCCAAAUGCAUGAUUGCCUUUUGCUUUUCUAAUGUGUGAUAUAAGGAGCAAAACUGUUUAAUUUUUGGAUGAAAACGAUCUGGAAGGUAAAACCACUUUUUUUUUAAAAUCUGUAACACAGAUGAGCUAGAUUACAACAUCUCACAUACUGAUCUGGUAAUUCCAGAUUUUUAUUGUUUUACACAACUGUGUAAACUGGGACCUUCAGUUUCAAACUGCUGUCAACAAAACUAACUAAUGUAUCAUCUGCUUUAAAACGCAAGGUUCAUAAUUAAAGUUUAGAUAGACACAUUUGUUGUUUCUUUAUAGUUCAGGAAACUUGAUAUUAAUACUACUUAAUACUGAUGAAUUUUGAAUUUGUUUUAGUUACUCUUUAUCUUAUUUUAUUUUAAUUUAGUAGA
Messenger RNA from Terrapene triunguis (Three-toed box turtle), 5625 nucleotides. It is a transcript of the gene CNTN1, whose product is annotated as contactin 1. The record is from RefSeq and is a predicted model, not a curated record. The transcript has 23 exons. The coding region runs from base 144 to 3161 and encodes 1005 amino acids. Gene Ontology annotation, molecular function: cell-cell adhesion mediator activity. Lineage: Eukaryota; Metazoa; Chordata; Testudines; Emydidae. Gene Ontology annotation, biological process: brain development; cell-cell adhesion.